AUGGUUAACUGAUAUGGUGAGCAGUGCUGUUUUCCAGUAACUAUUUGAAAGAUUAAUUUUGUAUAUCUUCAAUUGUUAUAUUCAUUGUGCUUCUCUUUGUAGAUCAGUGAUGCUACACUAUGGAAAAUAACAGUACUUGACCAAAAAAUCUUUGCUGCAGACAGUACCCUUUGUCAGGUGGUGAAACAUGGGGCAAGUACACAUAGAUUGUGGAUGAGCGAGAAGUUCCAUGGAAUUGCAAAAAUUCUUAUUCCAAUGAAUAUCACUGGACAUUGCUGGUAAGUCUAGGAUAUUAUUCAUACUGUACAUUUUUUUUUAUAAUAAAGUGGUCAUCUCUAAAAAUUUGAAUUAUAUUCUUUAGAUAAAUUAAACAUUUUACACAUGCCUCACGAGUUUGUUUGACGACAUGAAGCAAAAGUGUUCAAAGAUUUUACAUAAAAAGGAAUCUGCCCGUGUCUACAUUGAUCCUAUUUAUGGAAACAAAGAACCAAAUGAAAUAAUAGCAGCUUCCAAUCCCAGCCUGUAGAGACUUAUAAAUACCACAAGGUGAGUUUCUGUAUUCCCAGCACAACCUUGUGUUUCAUUGUUGUGAGAGUUAUGAAUGGCCAUUGUACUGGCCACAUUGUUUUUAUGAUUUUUCAGCUUUAUAUAUGAGUGAUUUAGUGACUUCAUGUAACAUAAACUUAACUGAACCUAACUUAACUGGUUCCAUCAACUGCCAGGAAUGAACAGUAAGACAAUGUUUAGAACUCAUUUUUGUAGCUAUAGCCAGUAGCACUAAUGACAAUGGUUCCAAUCUUUUUGUUGUGUGGCUGCUGACAUCAAAACAGGCGGGAAAAGUAAAGAGUGGGCAUGCCUUGAGCCACCCCAUUUUCAGCAAACUCAUGGAUUCAACCGUGGAGUACUUGUUUGAAAGGUAAUCUUUGGACUAUUAUAAAGCAUUAGAUAAGUGAGCUCAUCAGAAACCAAUACCAUCAAUAUCUUUAAAUUAAACAGUUAAAAUAAAACGAUGUCAUUCAAUAACAGUUUUUAAAGAAACAUAAUUAGAAUAUUUACAUUUUACAUCAACCAAUCUUACAUAUGUAUAACUGCAAGAUCUAUCGUUAGUUUGCCAGGAACUUGUGUGAUAACAGACCGAUCACAAAGGUCAAUGUUUCUAUUGAGAGAAUGAAGCUUCUAUCCAACCUGUUGGCAGCUGUUAUGAUGACAUUUUGAGGUACAAUAAAUAUGCCUUUCUUUUCAUUACAGUCACCACUGUGUAUUGUGUUUAAUCACAAAUAACAAGUUGAGAAUCAACCCAUUAUUUUGAACUUUUACUUCACUUAUUGGCAGUGGAAGGGACGUUCUUGUUUACAAGGUGUGUCAGAUGUAUGACAAUGAAGACUGGCUUGGCUGCAAAAGAUGCGGACAGUUCUUCCCUACUAGCUGUUUAGGAGUGAACUUUGCCAUGACAUUGCAAGAUCCUUUCUUUUAUUGUCCAUGA
Molecule: messenger RNA, 1483 nt
Organism: Pocillopora meandrina
Lineage: Eukaryota; Metazoa; Cnidaria; Anthozoa; Scleractinia; Pocilloporidae
Source: the annotation of a GenBank genome assembly